AUGUCCUCGCUAUCAUCAGUCGUAUCAAAUCUCAUGCGGGCACAAAUGGGGACCUCUGUGUCCGGUACAGUCACCGAUGAGGAUCUUGACCGACAUGUAGCAGAACUCAUUCUCAAGGAGGCAAAGCAGAAAGCGGAGCAGUAUGGGAAGGAUGGGAUUCGCGCAUAUCUCCCCAGUGGAUACUCAGAGAGUAAUGCGCCUAAGGCGAACAAACGUUUCCUGUCAUCAAUUAUUCGGAGCACCGAUGACCACAACAAGACAAUCCUCCGAGCGCAAGCUCUCGCUGCACAAGAGGUCAGAGCAGAGCGGGAGGAACAAGAGCGGCGUGAGCGGCGGGCUCGUGCAGAGGAGGCGGCUGCCGCUGAACGACUUCGUCGGCUCAUGGGCACCAGUGGACGGACAGACUGGGCACACAAUUGGGAUCGAGGUGAGAGGGCAGAUCGCAAACGACGUGAGAGGAGCUGGGAGCGGCGGUCUGACUACGACGAGGACGAUGACGAGCACAGGAGACAUAGAAGGAGGUCGGAGAGGCGCGAGCGAGAGCACCGGCACCGCCACACGUCGAGAUCGGACCCCCGUAGGGAUGGCAAAUCUGACCGACACGACGAGCAUUCCCAUCGCAAUGGGAAGCAGUCUGACCGACACGACGAGCAUUCCCGACGCAAGGGGAAGCAGAAGGCGAGCGCGACCGUCGAACUACAUGACACGCAGUCCGCGCCGUCCCGAGCAUCCUCGAAGCCGAAGGACCACGAGCUAGCCGCCGACGACUUGCCAUCGCGCCGCCCGACACCGCAGGCGGAGCCCUCAGUUCACACUACUCGGUCCUCGGCAGGCUCGUCUCGAUCGCCCCCACCUCCCGUAUCCUCCCCUCCACCACUACCGCCUCCACCGCCUCUCCCGUCAAAGAUGGACAAGUAUUUCAAGGAUUCGUACGACCCUCGUCUCGAUGUCGCUCCCCUUGCUGUUCCAUCUGUGCCUGCGACAGGCCUCAUCAGUGAUGAUGAAUUUGCGGGCUGGGACGCAAUGCUGGAGAUAAUCCGGCAGCGCCGCGAGGACAAAGCGGAGAAGAAGGUACUUGAGCGGUGGGGCAUCGGCAAGGACAAGAGUAAGGACAAGAAGGUCAAGAAGGGCGACGAUGAUGCUGCAACACGCUGGUCCCAGGACAGCCUCAUGGAGAUUCAGUACAAGAAGAGGGGUUCUGUGCGAGAGUGGGAUCUCGGGAAGGAUGGACUGUAG
Messenger RNA from Postia placenta MAD-698-R-SB12, 1236 nucleotides. RefSeq lists its product as hypothetical. The transcript is spliced from 2 exons. Lineage: Eukaryota; Fungi; Basidiomycota; Agaricomycetes; Polyporales; Adustoporiaceae. The record is from RefSeq and is a predicted model, not a curated record. Bases 1 to 1236 code for a protein of 411 amino acids.